Limulus polyphemus (Atlantic horseshoe crab) is the source of this 2409-nucleotide messenger RNA. Its product is annotated as probable E3 ubiquitin-protein ligase HECTD4. Gene Ontology annotation, molecular function: ubiquitin-protein transferase activity. The record is from RefSeq and is a predicted model, not a curated record. Bases 17 to 1186 code for a protein of 389 amino acids. Lineage: Eukaryota; Metazoa; Arthropoda; Merostomata; Xiphosura; Limulidae. The transcript has 7 exons.
UUUUAAUUUUUCAUGCAUGUUUGUAGUUGAGAACAAGAAUGUUCUGGACACUCAGUUUUGUCAAGCUAUGCGACAGCUACGAGGAAUACCAUCUGGACAGUUAUGUGUGAGACUAGCUAGUGGUGGAGAUCCAACAUAUGCUUUCACUGUGAAGUAUACAGGAGAGGAAGUUCAUGGAACAAGUGGAUCAUUCAGACAUUUCUUGUCUCAAGUAGCUAGAGAAUUACAAGGCCCUCUGCUGGCCUUGCUGAUGCCUUGUCCUAGCUCAGCACUUAACCACAACAAGGGGAGAUAUAUCCUGCGACCUGGGAAUAUGACCUUCUCUGAAGAACAGCUUCUUGUGGCUUUUGGUCAGCUUCUAGGGAUUACCAUGCGUGCAGAUAUUCCUUUGCCACUGGACCUGAUGUCAUGCUUCUGGAAGUCCUUGCUGGGCCUACCUCUGGAUCCAGUGACAGACUUACAACAAGCUGACUGUUUGACAUACAAGUACUUGAAAGAUCUGUCUACAGCUUCAAGCGAAUCAGAACUAAAUCAAAUACUGGAAGAGCAUCACAAAACUUGUUUCGUGUACACUACACUUGGAGCUGGUGAAGUAGAGCUGUGUACUUUUGGCAAGAAUUUAUCCUUGAGCUGGGAAAAUCAUGAACAAUAUGUUGAAUCAGUGAAAACUUUGCGAAUGAGGGAACUUGAAGCCAGAGACAGAAUGGAAGCUAUUAAAGCAGGGUUAGCAUCUAUCAUACCUCUGACACUCUUUCAUCUAAUGUCUCCUCAAGAUAUAGAAAUGAGAAUCUGUGGUGUGCCAGAGACUGACUUGGAGUUUCUGAAAUCCCACACAAUAUAUCACGUGGGUUUGACGGAAACUGAUGUUCAUGUUGAAUACUUUUGGAAUGCUUUGGAGAGCCUGUCAACAGAGGAACUCCGUAAGUUCAUCAAAUUUGCUUGCAACCAAGACCGUAUUCCAAGCACCUGCCCGUGCAAAGAUGGUCAGGCUGAUGCAGCCCAUGUACCACCAUACCCCAUGAAGAUAGCUCCUCCUGACUGUAGACCAGGCUCCCCAGAUUCCAGAUUUAUUAGGGUGGAGACCUGUAUGUUCAUGCUAAAGCUACCACAGUAUUCAUCACAGGAAGUUAUGACUGAGAAGCUUUUAUAUGCCAUACAUUGUCGUGAAGAUCCCUUGAGUGGAUGAUGAUGUCCUACUGGGGUUUGGCUUUUAGGAUCUAGUCUUGGAUGAUUUAUUUUAUGUUUCAUUUGUCUGUGAUCAUAAAAAAUUGUUUAUUAGGGGAUAAGUGCCUGGUAAGAUGAAAAGUAAAUUAGAUAUUAUAGUCUAUCCAAAUUUCUUAGAAAAGACCCAAAACUUGUUUAGCCAUUACACUUCCACACUAAAAAUAUUGUAUUUAUCCAGAUCAAAGACAUUUAUUCUUGAUAUGUUUUCUCAAGUUUCGUGCAUGAAUUGGAUUUUGUAAAAAUGAUACAUGCUUCUAAUCUCUUACAUGCUGGAACUUAAAAGAUUUUUUUAAGCUUAUAAAAGUCCAUGGAAUCAAUGUAUAACGCUUUUACUUAGUAAAAUUCAAGUUUUGUGCAUGAAUUGGAUUUUGUAUAAAGAUACAUGCUUCUAAUCUCUUCCAUGUUGGAACUUAAAAGAUUUUUUUAAGCUUAUAAAAGUCCAUGGAAUCAACAUAAAAUGCUUUUACUUAGUAAAAUUCAAAUGUCUAAUUCUUAUCUCUAACUGAUAUAAGGUGUCUUAUAGUAGCCUGCUGCACUUAUGUCAACAUUCUGUUGAAGCGGCCCUGAUUUUUGUGAGAAAUUAGUUUUUAGAUAUUUUUUCUUUUAAAACAUUGUUGGUAAAAAAAAAAGAAAAUUUUGGAAAUGUUGUGGUAGUUUUGUGCAGAUAAUUUUGUUUCUCAACCCGUAAAAGAUCUUCUGUGAACGAAAUCAGUUUGUGGUUAAACGGAAUGGAAUGUGUGUUUAUUUCACCAUACUAAAGUUAAAAGACAAUUCAGGGGAAAUUGUAAAAUGUGUUGUGAUGCUUUAGUGUGAGUUACUCAGCUGAAAUUCUGACACAGAAUUUUUAAAACUAGGCACAUAGACCCAGUUCAACUUUUUUUUCUUUUUAGUAGUCUACUUAAUUGUAUUUUCAUUCUAGCACUGUCAAAUUUAAAUUUUAUUUUUUAGUCUGGAAAAAUGUUCAGUUGUUUAAUUUAUCAAAACUUUUUAGGCUAACUUAUACAUCUGUUGAUUUUAUAUUUGAUGUUGUAUUUUUUAGUUUAGUAAAGUCUUUACGAGGUUUAUUGCCAUUUAAGUGUUCAGCAUGUGAUAUUCACAUAGUACUUAACAUGUAGAUGCACCAUAGACAUAUUGAUGUAUAAAAAAACACUAGUGUGAAAAUAAAACAUAUCAUUUUCACUGGUG